GCCGAAUCUUCCUCCGUAAUAAGAAGCGACGCGUCCUGCCUCCCGCGGUCCUGGCUCCGUGGGUCCGGUCGGAUCAGGUCUGGGCGCUGGAGCUGCUGUGGCUCCCGCCGCGGCGGGUGCGAUGGAGGCCGUGCCGGAGCCCAGCACUCACGCCGGGGGAGGCCGAGACAGCCCGCGGUGCUAGUAGAUGAGGCGGCGGCGGCGGCGGCGGCGGUGGCAGCCCGGGCUCUCCAUGAGCAAGCGGCGGCGACGACGGGUGCGGCGGCACCGGCGGUUUUCGGUCCCCGGGGAGGAUGAAGACACUGUUUGAAGAGAUCAAAGCAUCAAUUAAAAAUAAUUAUAACCAAGAUCGAUCAUUUUGGAGGCCUGUUCUUCCUUGGGGAGGUGUUUUUACUAUCAAAGCUGGCCGCAAAGCAGUAUCCUGUACACCACUCUAUGUUGAAAUAAGACUGAAAAAUACCUGCACCAUAGAUGGAUUCUUGAUGUUAUUAUAUGUCAUUCUUAAUGAAAAUGAAAAUUUUCCUAGGGAACUCUCUCUUCAUUUUGGUAGAGAGUUUAUAGACUGUUUUCUUUAUUUAAUGGACACCUACAGUUUUACAACUGUGAAGCUACUUUGGAUUUGGGACAAAAUGGAAAAACAGCAAUACAAAUCUGAAGUUCAUAAAGCUUCAUUAAUAAUUGAUUUGUUUGGGAAUGAGCAUGAUAACUUUACAAAAAAUCUCGAAAAUCUCAUGUCUACCAUUCAAGAGAGUUACUGUUCCAACUGGCGAUGCCCGACUCGAGUACAGGAAGAUCAGCAGCGCACAAUUAAUAUAAAUCCUCCUCAAGAAAUUCCACAUGGAAACUUGAUACGACUGGCUGUGGAUGAGUUAUUCUGUUCUAAGAUUGAACUGUGUGAAGAGCGUGGGUGUGGUGGCUUAAGAGAAUUUUCCCAGCGAGUUUUCUGCCAUGGCGCACCCCCUUUUGUUGUCUUAAAUAUGCAACAUUGGAAAUCUGAAGAUCUGGCAUAUGUACCCUAUUAUUUGGAUUUAUCUGAUCACAAGUAUUUGUUGGAAGGUGCCACAUUAUUUAAUAAAGAAGAACACCAUUAUUCUGCAGCUUUCCAGAUUGAUGGACAUUGGAUGCACUAUGAUGGCCUCAGAAAUGUGAAUUUAAUUUUGUUAAAUAAACCCCCAGAGUUUCUCCUCUUGUCAUCAUUGGUUUAUAUUCGAGCAACAGAGAAAUAAAUAUAGACUGAUGCUAAAUUAAAUUGUUUUCCCGCCUGCCCAUGCUCCCCUAGAUGAAGGGCUUUUAUUUUGUGUAUACUUGGUAUCCAAGGAAAUAGUUCAACUAUACUAGUUUCAGAGGUGUAUUUUCCAGUGUUUAACCCAGGUAAAUGUUUUAUAAUGAAGAUCUAUGCAAAAAUGUUUGUAUUUCUUUUUUAUAUUUCCUGGGUUAUUUUUAUACAAUCAUAUUUUAUGUUGAAAUAAAAUAUAUAUCUUGUG
Marmota flaviventris (yellow-bellied marmot) is the source of this 1484-nucleotide messenger RNA. It is a transcript of the gene Dorip1, whose product is annotated as dopamine receptor interacting protein 1. Lineage: Eukaryota; Metazoa; Chordata; Mammalia; Rodentia; Sciuridae. The record is from RefSeq and is a predicted model, not a curated record.